AUGGCGACUACCACCAGUCCUAGCCAGGAACAAAACGACGACGAGCCAGGUAAUGAUGGGCAGCUGUCUCCUCGCGCAGGUCAAUUGUCGUUCUUUGAGAAAUUGCCCGCUGAGAUUAUUCAAGAUAUUGCGUCUUAUCUCUCAGCCCCAGAUCUCGCCUGCCUCGGUGCCACUUGCCGGGCCCUCGUCGAUCAUGCAUCAAAUGACUUGCUAUGGGCUAACCUUGUGAACACAAGACUGCCUGCUCCUAUCCAAGACUCAGGUCCCUUUGGUUCAUUUCGUCGUCUCUAUCUUGCAUAUCACCCCUAUUGGUUCAUUUCUCAGCACAAGAUCUGGUUCGCAGACAACGAACACACGGGGAUGCUGAUCAUAGCUCGAUAUGAUGAUCGCCGGGGUGUGAUUGAAGCAUACCGUGUCGUUGCAGAACGUGGCACUCCUCAAUUUCAAAUAUGGAUAUCACAUCCAGAAGUUAUGAUUCAGUCUUUUGAACCCCGUGUACAUCUGGUGUUGGAUGAUCCUGUCUUGUUUCUCAACGACCCUAAUCCGUCCUCCCACACAGCCCCAAUACAAUCCUUUCAAUCAGUGCUAGAGGAACAACGUAUGCCCAUGGCUUUGGAUGCCCGGAAUAUCUACACCUCGCUGUCGCCUUGCUCAGCAUUUAGCCCUCGAGGACAGUGGGUCAAAACCAAUGCGCUUUGGCCACCACGAACCAUCCCGAGCAAUACACGCACAGUUCGUGCUUUGAAGGACUCACAACCGCCAAUACUGAAAAGUUUGUCGGAAUUGUCGGAAUCGUUCUUCCGUGUCAAGAAAUGGGCGAGCCCGGGGUAUAUGUCGUCGCCAGUACCAAACGAAGUGAGCCUAACUUACUCAACUCUCGAUCCCGCCCUUUACACUCCCACUACAGAGAAACCCUACCAGGGGAUUUGGGUUGGAGAUUACUCAGCUCAUGGGUGUGAAUUCCUGCUUUUUCUGCAGAAAGACAUAACGCCCAUAGCACACGGUGAUGAGAACGAGUCGCAGAUAAUGGACACGCAGGACGAGGUCGAACAUGACACCAAGGAAGAUAUUGGACAGCGAGGUUCGUUGCAAGCCGUCAAGCUGACAGGUGACCCCAAUGUUCCUCGUGGCCAGUUCUCGUUUGUUGCCGAAGACAUUGGCUCCAGAGGCUUGAUUAGUGUCGAGAUGGAAGAGCCUUUUGUCGGCGCCCGAAUUGUGCGUUGCCGCGGUCAUGUAGCCGGACUUGGGUUCCGUGACGACACCUACAUUGACUCACAACUGAUCCUUAUUUCUCCUGAUCACAUGGCUCAUUACUGGAAGGAAAUGGGCCAUGUCUCUUAUUUCCGCCGUGUGGACAUUGGCGCUCUACUACAACAUAUGUAG
Messenger RNA from Penicillium samsonianum, 1383 nucleotides. RefSeq lists its product as uncharacterized. The coding region runs from base 1 to 1383 and encodes 460 amino acids. Gene Ontology annotation, molecular function: protein binding. The record is from RefSeq and is a predicted model, not a curated record. The transcript is spliced from 3 exons. NCBI's taxonomy places the organism in Eukaryota, Fungi, Ascomycota, Eurotiomycetes, Eurotiales, Aspergillaceae.